Molecule: messenger RNA, 962 nt
Organism: Leptonychotes weddellii (Weddell seal)
Lineage: Eukaryota; Metazoa; Chordata; Mammalia; Carnivora; Phocidae
Gene: NOL12
Product: nucleolar protein 12
Cellular component (GO): nucleolus
Molecular function (GO): rRNA binding
Source: RefSeq, a predicted model, not a curated record
UACACCCGGAAGUGUCUUAGGCGUGCGGGAGGCGCGCCGCCAGAGGCCUCACCGCUAUGGGCCGCAACAAGAAGAAGCGAGAUGGCGACCACCGACGGCCGCGGCUUGUUCUCAGUUUCAACGAAGAGAAGCGGCGGGAAUACCUGACUGGCUUCCAUAAGAGGAAGGUAGAGCGGAAAAAGGCAGCCAUUGAGGAGAUCAAGCAUCGGCUCAAGGAGGAGCAGAAGAAGCUCCGGGAGGAGCGCCAUCAGGAAUACUUGAAGAUGCUGGCAGAGAGAGAGGAGGCUCUGGAGGAGGCAGAUGAACUGGACAGGCUGGUGACAGCCAAGACAGAGUCGGUGCAGUAUGAUCACCCCAACCACACAGUCACCGUGACCACCAUCAGCGACCUGGACUUCUCGGGGGCCCGGCUGCUGGGACUGUCUCUGCCUGAGCAAGGGGCUGGGCACGGGUCCGAGGAAGAGGCGUCCUCCGUGGAGAAGCCGACCAGAGCCUUACCCAGGAAGUCCAGAGACCCCCUCCUGUCCCAGCGGAUCUCCGCUCUCACGGCAUCACUGCAUGCGCACAGUCGCAAAAAGACCAAGAGGAAACGUCCCCGACGGGCCCAAGACUCCACCAAGAAGCCCCCGAGUGCCACUUGGACGAGCAAGACCCAGCGCCGCCGGCUGACGGGCAAAGCCCGGCACAGCGGAGAGUGAGCCCCGAGAACCAGGCCGUGCCCAGCCUGGGCUCUAAGGGCAGGGCCUGUGCUGUCUCCACUUGGCUGGCCCAGUAACCCAGCACCGAGGUGGGGACUCUGCGGCCCACGGCGGGGAGGCCAGCACCUCUGGCCCAGAGCUUGGACCCUGGCAGGGGCAGGCAGCUGAGAGGUGGCUCCCCCCAAGAGGAGCCUUCAGAGCCGAACCUGGGGCAUCUUCCCAAAUGUCUCCCCCACUGAGCCUUCAUCAGAUUUCUGAAACUGA